Pygoscelis adeliae (Adelie penguin) is the source of this 1494-nucleotide messenger RNA. RefSeq names its product neuronal pentraxin receptor-like. The transcript has 10 exons. NCBI's taxonomy places the organism in Eukaryota, Metazoa, Chordata, Aves, Sphenisciformes, Spheniscidae. The record is from RefSeq and is a predicted model, not a curated record. Bases 1 to 1494 code for a protein of 497 amino acids.
AUGCACCCCCUCCUCACCCUAAAAACAGAGCUAAAGCAGAAGGCUAUGCUGUUCUGCUGUGUGCCAGGUGGUAUCUCCAGGGAACGAGAGCGUGAGCUGUAUGGGCCCAAGAAGAGAGGACCUAAGCCUAAAACUUUUCUCCUGAAGGCUCGGGCCCAAGCGGAGGCCCUCCACAUUGGGGAUGUACACUUUUCUGUCAAGCCUGGUUCCAGCACCUCCUCUCCCAAGCUCCACUCCAGCGCUGCAGUGCACCGGCUCAAGAAAGAUAUCCGUCGAUGCCACCGCAUGUCCCGGCGCCCCCUGCCCCGUCCAGACCCCCAGAAUGGUGGGAGCGUGGGUGGCGGGGCUGGCAUCCGUCCUCCUGUCUCGCCCUUCUCGGAGACCGUCCGCAUCAUCAACCGUAAGGUGAAACCCCGUGAGCCCAAGCGCAGCCGCAUCAUCCUCAACCUCAAACAGGAGCUGCCAGCCCGCACCAACGGCUCGGCGCCCACCACCCCGGCGCUCGCCCGUGAUGCCCUCCACACCAAGAUGGAGCAGCUGGAGGAGCAGCUCCUCUCCAAGAUCCUAACCCUGCAGAAGGAGCGCCAGGCAGCCAGCACCCACCCCAGCCAGCAGCAGCACGACAUCGAGAAGGAGCUGAACUCCCUCCAGAACCGGGUGAUGGAGCUGGAGCACGGUGAGUCCUGCUACAGCCCUCCCAACGCCUUCAAGGUGACCAUCCCAGUGCAGAACAACUACAUGUACGCCCGCAUGAAGAAGAGCCUGCCGGAGCUCUAUGCCUUCACCAUCUGCAUGUGGCUGAAGUCCAAGGCCCUGGCGGGGCUUGGCACCCCCUUCUCCUACUCCGUCCCAAGCCAAGCCAACGAGAUCGUGCUGCUGGAGUGGGGCACCAACCCCCUGGAACUGCUCAUCAAUGACAAGGUCGCCCAGCUGCCACUGAGCCUGAAGGACAAGGCCUGGCACCACGUCUGCGUGGCGUGGACCACCCGGGAUGGCAAGUGGUCGGCGUACCAGGACGGCGAGCAGCGGGGCGCCGGCGAGAACCUGGCCUCCUGGCAUGCCAUCAAGCCCCAGGGUGUCAUCAUCCUGGGACAGGAGCAGGACACGCUGGGUGGCCGCUUUGAUGCCACGCAGGCCUUUGUGGGAGAGCUGGAGGACCUCGCCGUAUCCACAGGUGUCUCCGCAUUGCGCCUGCCUCGUUGCAAGAGGCCGAUGCUUGCUGAAAGGAGGAAGGAGAAGGAAUCGGCGCAGGAGACCGCCUCCUCGCCCUAUCUUUUCAACCGGCGCAACUGCCUGUCCUGCUCCUCCCCGAGGAAACCGCCGCCGGCCCGUGGGGCAGCCCCCGGCGGCCUGCCUCCGUCUGUGGCCCCGAAGCUGGGUGUUGAAGUGGCUCCGCUGCAGGAGGCUGGUGCCAGCCAGGCGGCGGCUCUGUCCUGUGGAGGUUGUGGUGGGAACGUCUACACGUCCCAUGGUCCCUUGUGUGAGAGCCGGUAG